UCAUCAACACAAUUCCAUCGACGGUGCAGAUGCUCCAGGAGCAGUAGUACUCAUCAGCAGUCACGUGCUCCUCACGUGACCCGAGCUGUCAUUCCAACCGUCGUCCUCGCCGAGCUUGUACAUAAAACCUCGACCUGAUCAUUCGCGAACUGUAAAUUAAAUUGCUGAGCAGAUCUAAUCAAUUCUCCAAAAUUAGAAAUAUAUACAUAUAUAUUUUUAGAUAUAUAAUUGGUUGAUGGAUCGACGGCGGGAGGAUUUGGACGGCGCGCUAACGACGUUCGGUUUCGAGAUCGACGAAGUAUCGCCGGAGAAGGUUUCCGGUCACAUGGAGGUGAGGGAGAAGUGCUGCCAGCCGUACAAGGUGCUGCACGGCGGAGUGACGGCGCUGAUCGCGGAGGCGAUUGCGAGCAUCGGAGGACACGUGGCGUCGCCGGAGAAACGGAGAGUCGCCGGAGUGAAUCUGAGCAUCAGUCACGUGAAGAGUGCGAAGCUUGGGGAUUACGUCGUCGCGGAGGCUACGCCGCUCAGUGUUGGCAAAACAAUUCAGGUAUGGGAUGUACGUUUCUGGAAAUGCGAUUCUUCCACGAGUGACGUAAAAACGCUGAUUUCAUCUGCAAGACUUACGCUUCUCUGCAACUUGCCGGUGCCGGAAUCGCACAGGAAAGUUGGCGAUAUUAUCAACAGCUAUGCUAAAUUAUAAGAACUUGUUUCGUUUCAUAAUACAAUUGUAAUAAAGGAAUAUUACAAUUUCGGGCAUGUUGAACGACCAUCUCAUUUUGUUGUUGGUACUAUCCUUUCAAAAAUGAAAAUCAUACAAAAUCUCUAAUUUAUAUACCU
Molecule: messenger RNA, 837 nt
Organism: Andrographis paniculata
Lineage: Eukaryota; Viridiplantae; Streptophyta; Magnoliopsida; Lamiales; Acanthaceae
Product: 1,4-dihydroxy-2-naphthoyl-CoA thioesterase 1-like
Exons: 2
Coding region: 236-700 (154 amino acids)
Biological process (GO): phylloquinone biosynthetic process
Cellular component (GO): peroxisome
Molecular function (GO): 1,4-dihydroxy-2-naphthoyl-CoA thioesterase activity
Source: RefSeq, a predicted model, not a curated record